AAGGGCUCAGGUGCGCCGCAGGUGAGGCUCAGCCGUGCCCCGGCCCCGGCUCGGAGCUCCGCAGCGCCGAUCUCACCUGCGAACUCAGGGGCUCGUUGCUGUGAGCAGUGGCAGAAGGGGAAGGUGCUGCUGAGACCAUGAUGUCCCUGGGUGUUGCUAAAGGCGGGCUGCUCCCCAGCACGGAGGAGGAUCGGCGCAGGAUCAUCCGGCAGAUGAAGGUUCGCACCACGCUGCGCGGGGACCGGAGCUGGAUCCAGCCGCGCCCCGACCCCGAGGAGGAGAGGGGCAGCCCCAGCGACACGUCAGGCCAGGCUGCUGGGAUGCCCCCAGCCCCCAAAGCUGCUGCUCCCCAGCAGGACAGGUCCUCAGCCUCCAAGCCCCAGCCUGGAUACCUCAUCAGGGGGGUGUUCACCAGGACCAUCGACAAGAGCUCACCUGAUUCUUCACCUUCCAGCCAAGCACAGAAAAAAGCCUCCCAGAAGGGCCAGAGCCGCUCCCCCUCGGGCUACAGGAUGACCACAGAGGACUACAAGAAGCUGGCUCCCUACAACGUCCGGCAGAAAUCCGAGGAUGAGGAGGAUUCUCCUUUUUCUCCUGAUGAGCACAAGAAGAGGGCUGAGGCUGCCAACAGCGUCCUGCGGCGCUCGGCCGGCCGCGAGCGCGCCUACGUCCUGUCUGCAGCCAAAAAGAGCAACGGCAGCCCCACACAGGAAUUCCCAGCCCUGUUUGCCAAGAGGAUUGAGAUAGAAGAGGAGGAAGGACAGCAGAGGAGGAGCCCAGCUGUGCCAGGCCAGUCCAGGUUCAUCCAGGACAGCAGCAGUGCUAAUGGGCUGAGGAAAAGCAGCCCUGGGUCUUCCUGGGAUGGAGAAAAGCCAGCAGCAGCAUCUCCCUCCAGCCCCAAACCAGGCAGCAGGAGCCAAACAUCCCCAUCCCUGAGCGACACUUUGGGGAAAAUCUCCAUUUCUGCUGAGAGCAGUGACAAAGCUCUGAAGGAAAAGCCUGAGAGGUUCCCGUGGGAUGAAGGAGCCCCCAGAGCCACGAACGGAAGUUUUCCUGAGCACACAGAAGCCAGUAAUGGGUUUUACCCACCAGAGUCCAGCCCUGGAUCCUGGGACAGACCUGGGGAUGCUCUGGAGAAGAUGCUCCAUCCUCCUGAGCCCUCCCAGGGUGGCUCCAGGUCACCCUUGCAGUCUGAUGUUGCUUUUCAUCCCACUGAGAGAAGCCCUGUGCACAUCGAGGACUCAGAAUAUUCCUUUAAAAGGUCUGGCCUGGAAUAUGGGGACAGGAGCAGCUCCACGGAUCCUGAGGGAUCAGCCCAGCACCAGCCCUACUGGGAGGAGAGGGGGUUUCUGGACUCAGCCAGCCCCACUGAGAGGGGCCCAGGAGCUCCUGGCCAUGACUCCCCCCCAGAGCCCCCCAGGCUGAAGGAUCCUGCUGAGCCCAGCAGGGCAGGGUCCAGCUCUGUUCCUGGGGGAAGCAGCAUCCCAUCUGCAGAGAUUCCACAUGCAAAGGAGUCUGAGCCAGGCCAGGACAGGAUCCCUCUGGACCAUGAGGAACAGAGCUCAGCCAGCCCCAGUGACAGCCCGGGGGGCUGGAGGCACAGUGAGCCCGCCCCAGGGCCAGCCAGCAGGUCUGAGCUCAGCUCCCAGCACUCCCAGCAGAGUGUUCCCAGUGCCCUGGAGUCCCGGGCCCUGUUCCAGGAGCGCCAAUCCUUCACAGGCUCCGUGCCCAGCCACAGGAUCCCAGCCUACGUGGACAGCCAGGUGUUCAGCACCAGGAGGCCUGGCCCCGAUGCCCAAGGCAGUGUUUAUUCUGGGAGCAGCUGGUAUGACAGUGCCAGGGGGCACGGGGACUUCAGCCCUGCUGCAGGACGAGAUGCCACCAUGUCCAUGGCCCAGAGAAGCCACAGGGUGCCUUUCUACAUGGACAGCUUAAACAGCACCAGGCUCCUCUCCAGCUCCAGUGAGAGGCUCUGCAGCUCCCACCACAGCUCUGGGUACCAGCCUGACCCCAGCACUGCCGGGAGAGGGAUCCUCUUUGUCAAGGAGUACGUGAACAUCGCAGCCUCGCCACGCCACGGCAGUGGCAGCCUUGUGGAUCUGAGUGACCUGGAGAGAAGCAGCUACAGCCAGCACAGUUUCCUGUCCAGUGCUCCCCUGCACAGGUCCAGUGAGCCCCUGUGCAGUUACUGCAGCAGGGAGAUCCGAGACUGCCCCAAGAUCAUCAUAGAGCACCUGAACAUCCACUGCCACGAGUACUGCUUCAGGUGUGGAAUUUGCCACAAAGCAAUGGGAGAUCUGCUGGAUAAAAUAUUCAUCCACCGGGACAUCGUCCACUGUGACAAGUGCUACGAGAAGCUCUUCUAGGGCCCCGGCAACAGCGCAGCUCCUGGCACCGGCUGGCAUCGCGGAAUUGCCGCUUUCCUCCAGCGCUUCCCCCUCUCGCUGCCCCGUGGACGAGUUCAGCACCUGCUGGUUGAUGCUGUCGCCUGCACCUGAGCGAGACAAGGCAGCUCCUCCUCAGAGAUGGCUUUAGCAGAACGAGCUCCCCAGGUUUAUCCCAUUUAUCUCAUUGCCACGAGGCUCUCUGAUGAUACCUGGAUUUCUUCCCCUCCUGUGAGCUGGCACGCAGGCACUGGGAGCCUUAAACGCUAAAUUUGGAUUCUUGGGAGGGUUUGAAUUUAGUCCUUAGCAAAAGCCUAUUUCUGCUUUUUUUUUUUUUCACCCCCAAAUUCAGCCUAGAAAUAGCUUCUGCCUGGUUUCCAUUUGCUUUCCAAAUUUAUUUUUUUUUUUUGCACUUCCAAACUCUGUUCUAAUCGUGUGUCAGCUUUAAUUCCCCUUCCUGA
Ficedula albicollis (Collared flycatcher) is the source of this 2845-nucleotide messenger RNA. RefSeq names its product zinc finger protein 185 (LIM domain) (gene ZNF185). Lineage: Eukaryota; Metazoa; Chordata; Aves; Passeriformes; Muscicapidae. The coding region runs from base 138 to 2366 and encodes 742 amino acids. The record is from RefSeq and is a predicted model, not a curated record. The transcript is spliced from 30 exons.